Meira miltonrushii is the source of this 1212-nucleotide messenger RNA. Its product is annotated as MFS general substrate transporter. Gene Ontology annotation, cellular component: plasma membrane. The annotation marks the transcript as partial. Gene Ontology annotation, biological process: transmembrane transport; carboxylic acid transport. Lineage: Eukaryota; Fungi; Basidiomycota; Exobasidiomycetes; Exobasidiales; Brachybasidiaceae. The record is from RefSeq and is a predicted model, not a curated record. The transcript has a single exon. Gene Ontology annotation, molecular function: carboxylic acid transmembrane transporter activity.
UGGACUGCUUUUACGGUAAGCUUUCUAAUUUCUUUUGCUGAUGCUUUGGACUUUUAUACGAUGUGUUAUAGCAUGCACAAAAUUGCAGAUUACUAUAACACUUCAAAAGCAAAUAUGUCGCAAGCCAUCACUUAUUCAAUCCUUCAAAGAACUCUUGGCGGUUUAUUUUCGGCUUCUUUCGGUUCUUCUUUUGGUCAAAAAUAUAUGGUCAUGUUGGACAUGGUAAUGCUUGGAUCUUUACAGGUCGCAGCCACGUUCUGUAAAAACGUCAAUCUGUUUCUUAUUAUUCGUGCACUGUUUGGUCUAGGCAUGUCUUCGUUAUUUUCACUGGCAAUCCUUCAUCUUAUCAAAAAUUCACCUCAAGCAAAAAGGACUUUCAUAGGCGCAACAUUCCAGUGCAGCACACCGUUAGCAGCUAUCCUUGCUGCAGGAUUGAAUAUCAUCUUUCAUGAACAAGAUGAUUCAUGGCGAAAGAUGUUCUGGGUUUCUGCAUCCGUUUCUUAUUUCUGCGUAAUCGUCCGAUUCAUCAUCCCUGAAUACAAAACUCUACAAGCACAAGAAGUCGUUUCUCAACCAGAAACGGAAAGCAGACAAGAUUGGAGAGCUAGAAUGCGAACAGCUCGGGACAAUACAAUUAAGAAACCAUGGUAUCAGAUCAAGACGAUGUUACAGAUGCAUUGGAGAAUAUUCACGUAUAGUGCAAUAUUGAUGUGUCUUUCAACUUGGUAUUCACAUGCAAUCAACGAUACUUAUGUCACUUUCUUGAUCUUUGGCAAACAUAACCGUAAUCGAACGGCAAAUGUAAUACUCAUGAUCAUCAAAUCAACAAGUGUUCCCGGAAUCGUUAUGAGUGGUGCUCUAGGUCAAUUGUUUGGAAUUCGUCGCGUUGUCAUUCCAUUAGGUAUCAUAGCCAUGGGCUUGAUUCCCGCAGCUUUGUUACCGUAUUCCCGAUGGGGCUUGGCACUUGGAGGUGCUUUCUUGAACUUCUUCACCGAAGCUUUUCUUGCCUUGUUUCCCGCUUAUAUUGGCAGAAAUGCACCAUCACAAUUUAGCAUCAUUUUACCCGCAAUGGCUUAUCAAUUGGGUGCCUGCAUUUCUUCACCUUCAUCUCAACUCGUUAACGUGUUUGGUCAGAAUUUAUACUUUCACAGAAAAGGUCAACGAAUACCGGCUUAUCAAUAUGUUAUCCUCACAACUGCACUUAUCACCAUC